Fukomys damarensis (Damara mole-rat) is the source of this 1111-nucleotide messenger RNA. RefSeq lists its product as uncharacterized. The transcript is spliced from 4 exons. Bases 1 to 774 code for a protein of 257 amino acids. Lineage: Eukaryota; Metazoa; Chordata; Mammalia; Rodentia; Bathyergidae. The record is from RefSeq and is a predicted model, not a curated record.
AUGGUCCCCUCACCGCCGCAGCACACGGAAACCCUGCUGUCACCCGCGGCCACCUCCGAGGCGCGGACACACGUCCUAGCUGGCCCCAGCCCUCGAGCCCCAAGCUCCCUAACCUGCUCGCGCCCGACGCCUCAGUCCACUUGUGAGAGUGCGAACCAGCUGCGAAGCCUUUUAUACUGGAGCUGGGAGGGGGCGGAGACUCGGGACGGGACGCGACGUCACGGGAAACGCCACGCCCACCAACCGCCGGGGCAGCGAAGCCAAGAGGUCGGGUUCAGCCUCCUCGGUCCCGGGGCUGUCCUCAGGUGCUGGACGCCGGCUCGGGGAGCGCUCACAGCGACUUGGGACGCCGGCAGGGGCGUCCGGCCGGCCGCAGACCGCCACCCCAUCCUCGGAACGCUCCGAGCUUCGGCUUUGGAAACAGAACCCCGAGGGCCGGCGCCCCUCCCCCAGCCCGGCCGCGUGGGCCGCGGGUGUCAGCGCGCUUCGCGCCCCCGCAAAGUUCUCCCCUGUGCCCGCGACUUGACACCCGUGUCGCUGUGGGAGCGCCUGGCGUCACUGAACCGGCACGCGAGGCCGCGGCGGGCUGCCAGGAAGGGCUCGAGCUGCUGCUGCGCGUCCUUCCCGAGCUCGCUCCCGUCCAGUGUGAGCGCGGCGCAGACCGCGGCAGGUGAAAGGCCAGGGGUUAGAGUGUGGGGCGUUCCGAGCCCAGCACCCCUCCAAAAUGAGGCGACACCGACUCUCAGGCCCGGAUCCCCUCCAGGGACCAUGUGAGGCCCAGCUGGCCCCGGCCCAUCACCUUCCAGUGGCCCUCUGAGGGAGGGAGGUCAGACCCUGAACCUGGGACAGGCCGGCUGGUGCACUGGGAAGCCUUCAGCCCUCGGCUUGCGCUAAAGUCGGAACGCAAGGGCGCCAUCCUGUGGAAUUUCUCCGAGGUACAAAGGAGACGUUCUUUUGGAGUGGGAUUUCUGUUAAUAUGAGAUGAUCGAGAAUUAAGGAAGUUAAAAUUUAACCAAAGACCUUAGACAUAAAAAAAGAGGCAUUAUUUGAAUGCAGUCAUCCAGAUGCAUGUGAGGAAUCAAACUCAAGACCUUGUGCUUGCAAGGCAGGC